Peronospora farinosa is the source of this 534-nucleotide messenger RNA. Lineage: Eukaryota; Oomycota; Peronosporomycetes; Peronosporales; Peronosporaceae. The record is from the annotation of a GenBank genome assembly.
AUGAAGACUGUAUUCGUAUCUGCUCUUGCUAUCACGCUUGGCGUUGCCUACGCUGCCACGAAAUGCGACCUAACGGCCAUUGAGUCGUCACUCAAGUCCGACAGAAAAAUCAAAAAUGCUCUGAGAACUGCGCAGUCUGAAUGCUUCGAGGCCACGGGGUACGACAUCUUUGACAUUUCCGUCUUUCCGACGCCUGAACAGUCCAAAGAUGCCCAGCUGAGCAGCUCUUGCUCUCAACUCGUCAACAUUGUCAAUGUACAAGCCAAUGUCGCCAGCCAGUGCACGAUCGAGGUGAACGGAACAACCAUCAGCUAUGGGAAACUCGUCAAUGCUUUCCUCGAUGGCAAGACGGGCAACGAGUCCGACUCGGGCAGCGGAUCUGUUGAAUUCCCAAGCGAAAGCGACUCAGGUUCGUCUGAAGACGAAACCAACUCGUCAUUCUCGUCCCCAACCUCUACGUCUGGAUCGGUUACCACCGCUCUUUCCUUCGUCACGUACGGCGCCAUCGCUGCCAUCGCUGUUGCACUUCACUAA